Molecule: messenger RNA, 5367 nt
Organism: Tupaia belangeri chinensis (Chinese tree shrew)
Lineage: Eukaryota; Metazoa; Chordata; Mammalia; Scandentia; Tupaiidae
Gene: TASOR
Product: transcription activation suppressor
Biological process (GO): negative regulation of gene expression, epigenetic; protein localization to heterochromatin
Cellular component (GO): heterochromatin; nucleoplasm
Molecular function (GO): chromatin binding
Source: RefSeq, a predicted model, not a curated record
AGCCUCGGCCACGAGCAGCCUCGGGACUCCUCGGAGGCGGGCGCGGCUGCUUUCCCCAAAGGCCCGGAAGAGCCCGAAAGGCCUGUUAGGAGGAGUUUUCAGAUCCCCAGGAAGAGCAGAGAAAAGAAAGCACUUUUCCAGCCAUUAACUCCAGGCUCUCGAGAAUUUGAAGAUGUUUUAAAUAUUCUCCAUUCAUCUUACCUUGAACCAACCUCAGUAGCAAAUUUUAGUUACAAACGUGCUUGCUUGAUACAUAAUGAGCUUUUGGAAAAAGAGUUUACAGAAAAGCGAAGAGAACUGAAGUUUGAUGGUCGUUUAGAAAAGGAACUUUCGGAAUCCUAUGCAUUUCUGAUGGUUGAUCGCUAUCAGGUUCAAAGCAUAUGUGAAAAAGGAUUACAGGUGGGCCAGUCCAAAAUAACAAUUCUUGGCAGUCCUUCCUUGGGUAUUUAUCUUUCUAGGUAUGCUGAUUUAUUACAAGCUAAUCCUCUGGAAGCUGGGACAAUGGGCGAUAUUGUUAUUUUUAAAAUAAUGAAGGGUAAAAUAAAGAGUAUAUAUGACCCCAUGGGUGUAAAAAGUUUGGAAUCUAUGUUAAAUAAAAGUGCGUUGGACCCCACACCAAAACAUGAAUGUCAUGUGUCGAAGAAUGCAAAUAGAAUUACAUCACUUUUGGCUUACAGAGCCUAUGAGCUUACUCAGUAUUACUUUUACGAGUAUGGCUUUGAUGAGCUAAGGCGAAGACCAAGACAUGUUUGUCCAUAUGCAGUUGUUUCUUUUACAUACAAAGAUGAUAUACAAACUCCAAAGUAUGUACCUUCAUCAAGAUCUAACAGCUUUAAUGCAGAUAGAAACAUAGAUAAAUUUAACUACACUUUGUGGAAGGGACAGCUUUUAAAUAAAGGAAAGCUUCUGUGUUAUAUUUCUCUGAGGUCAGCCACUCGUGCUUUUUUACCUAUCAAGCUUCCUGAGAAGCUAGAUGUUGAAACAGUUAUGAGUAUUGAUCUUCUGAAACAGAAAAUCCCUCCAGCACUGUUUUAUAAGGAAACAUACUUAGGUCCAAAUGAAGUUUUGAAAAAUGGAAUGUACUGCAGCCUUUAUGAAGUUGUGGAAAAGACAAGAAUUGGAAGUAACAUGGAGAGUUUACUGCAAAAGCUAGAGAAAGAAAAACUUGUUCUUGUUAAACCGUUAGGAGACCGAGGAUACCUUUUUCUUCUCUCUCCUAAUCAGAUGAUUUCUCCAUAUGAACAUCAAAUUGUGAGGUCUCGAGUCCUACAUGCUUUGUUUCUGUUUCAAGAACCUAGAGGCAUAGUUACUUCACGAAAAGGGUCAAUUAGUGCAACACCACAAGAGAGGCAUGAGAGCAUGCCAGAUGUAUUAAAAAUAGCUCAGUUUUUACAGUUUGCUUUGAUUCGAUGUCGAAAGGAAUUCAAAAAUAUAAACAGUAUAAAUUUUCAUUCUGUUGUUGAAAAAUAUGUAAGUGAAUUUUUUAAGCGAGGUUUUGGUUCAGGUAAACGAGAAUUUAUCAUGUUUCCAUAUGAUUCACGAUUAGAUGAUAAAAAAUUCUUAUACUCAGCUCCAAAAAAGAAAUCCCAUAUUGAUAAUUGUUUGCGCACCUAUAUUUUUCGGCCUGAAAUGUAUCAGUUACCUCUUUGUAAAUUAAAAGAGCUAUUUGAAGAAAAUAGAAAACUUCAGCAGUUUAGUCCACUUUCAGAUUAUGAAGGUCAAGAAGAAGAAAUGAAUGGUACAAAAUUGAAAUUUGGAAAACGGAAUAAUUCCAGGGGUGAAACUAUUUUACCUGGAAAGCAAAAGUCAUCUCAUUCUUUGGAUUAUGAUAAAGAUAGAGUCAAGGAAUUGAUUAAUCUAAUUCAGUGUAGGAAAAAGAAUGUGGGUGGGGACUCAGACACAGAAGAUACAAGAAGCAAAACUAUCUUGAAGAGGAAGCUUGAGGAUCUACCUGAAAAUAAGAGAAAACUCGCCAAAACCAGUAAUUUAUCUGAAAAUUGCCAUCUGUAUGAAGAGUCUUCACUGCCUGUUGGCUCCCUUGGGCAUGAGGCUGACCUAAGACUGCAGCAGCAGGACAGCUGUAACUCUGGCAUGGCCGACAUCCACACACUGUUUAAUUGGCUCUCAGAAACACUAGCAAAUGCACGCCAUUCUGAUGCAUCCCUCACAGACACGGUGAACAAAGCCUUAGGGAUGAGUACUGAGGAUGCCUAUGAAGAGCUGAGGCAACAGCAUGAGUAUGAGUUGAACUCUACCCCAGAUAAGAAAGAAUAUGAACAUCCUACUUGUGUAAAAAUUGAAAAUGCACACUUUAAGGGGACUCAGGUUCCAUUGCUUGAAGUCAAUCCAGCAUCUUUAAAGUAUUCUGUUGCUGUUUCUACUAAUGAAGUAGGUGCUGACCUCAAGCUACAUUUGAAAGAAGAUCCAAAUUUAAUUAGCGUGAAUAAUUUUGAGGAUUGCAGUUUGUGUCCCACUGUUCCUAUUGAACAUGGAUUCUGUAAACAGCAAUCAAAAUCAAAUGAUGUUGAAGAGACGGAAAUACAUUGGAAGCUGAUUCCAAUUACAGGAGGGAAUGCAAGAAGUCCAGAAGACCAGCUGGGGAAACAUGGUGAGAAACAAACACCAGACACACUAAAGGGUACCCCUGAGGAGGACGUGUUGACAGGUCAGGUGGUAACAGUGGAGGAACAGUGUAUGCCAGCCGCAGAGCCGCCUGCAGUGAGUGAAGCCACAGAAAGAACAGUGUUAGGAGAGUACCAUCUCUUUUCUAGGAAGAUAGAAGAGAUUUUGAAGCAAAAGAAUGUUUCUUAUGUCAGUAGAAUUUCCGCACCCAUCUUUUCAACACAAGAGAAGAUAAAACGGCUUUCUGAGUUCGUGUAUUGUAAUUCUUCUAAAGCUGGUGUACAAGAGUUUGUAGAUGGUUUACAUGAGAAACUAAAUACUGUCAUUAUUAAAGCAUCAGCUAAGGGGAGGAAUCAGCCCGCAGUCAGUCCUAGUGAUUCGGGUACUAAGAUAACAUCCAGUCCUCUGGGAACAAAUGUCACACCACGUUCUUCAAGUGACCUGGACAGUAGACAUCUUGGGCCACUCUCUAGUGACUCUUUGAAAGAUACCAACUCUAAUGAGCAGCAUUCCUCUUCAGCUCUGGGUCUGACUGAAGUAGAAAUGAACCAGCCACACCAUGCCUCCAUGGUGACUUUGGAUCCUACUCUACCUGGUGAUGUUCCCCAGGAACCAGGAGAAAAAGAAACAAAAUCACCUGGUGAUGUAAACAUUUCUGCCCAACCAGCUCUUUCCAAUUUUAUAAGCCAAUUAGAACCUGAAGUAUUUAAUAGUUUGGUUAAAAUCAUGAAAGAUGUCCAGAAAAAUACUGUGAAAUUUUAUAUUCAUGAAGAAGAAGAAAGUAUGCUCUGUAAAGAAAUAAAGGAAUAUCUUAUCAAAUUAGGCAAUACAGAAUGUCAUCCAGAACAGUUUUUGGAACGAAGAUCAGAAUUAGAUAAACUGUUGAUUAUUAUUCAAAAUGAAGACAUUGCAGGUUUCAUUCACAAGGUACCUGGCUUGGUGACUUUAAAGAAGCUCCCCUGUGUUAGUUUUGCUGGUGUUGAUAGCCUAGAUGAUGUUAAAAAUCAUACAUACAAUGAAUUAUUUGUAUCUGGAGGUUUUAUUGUAUCUGAUGAAUCAAUUCUAAAUCCAGAGGUUGUCACAAUUGAGAACCUUAAAAAUUUUUUGACAUUCCUUGAAGAACUUAGUACUCCAGAGGGAAAGUGGCAGUGGAAAGUCCACUGUAAAUUUCAAAAGAAACUAAAGGAACUGGGCAGAUUGAAUGCUAAAGCUCUGAGUCUGUUGACGCUUCUGAAUGUCUAUCAGAAGAAGCAUCUGGUUGAAAUUUUGUCAUACCACAAUUGUGACUCGCAAACUCGAAAAGCUCCAGAAUUGGAUUGCCUCAUCAGACUUCAAGCUCAGAACAUACAUCAGCGACACAUUGUCUUUUUAACAGAGAAGAAUACCAAGAUGGUUUCCUGCUAUGCAGAUAAUGGAAUAGUGGUUGCAACUGCUGAAGACUUUAUGCAGAACUUUAAAAAUCUUGUGGGUUAUCACAACUCAAUCACAGAAGAAAACCUUCCACUGAUUGGUGCUAAUGAGACUCUUGAGUCGCAGUCAGCUCUUUUAGAAAACGAUGAAAAGGAUGAAGAGGAUAUGUCUCUGGAUUCAGGGGAUGAAAUCUCACAUAUAGAAGUAUUCAGCAAUUUUCAUUCAGAAAUAUUGGCGAAAGAGACCAAAGGAUCACGUGGAACAGAUCAAAAAACGAAUACUCAAAUUGAGUUGCAAUCGUCUCUUAACGUGCAAAAAAGUUUAUUAGAAGAUAAGACUUAUCAAAUUGAUUCUGAAGCGAGAACUUCUGUUGAUAUAGUGUGCUCUGAAGGAGAGAACAGCAGUUCAGCAGAACAGGAUUCAUAUAGCAACUUUCAGGUUUAUCACAGUCAAUUAAAUAUGUCCCAUCAGUUUAGUCAUUUCAGUGUUCUCACUCAUCAGACAUUUUUGGGGACACCAUAUGCCCUUUCAUCAAGUCAGUCUCAAGAAAGUGAAAAUUACUUUUUAUCUGCUUAUGCUCAAAGCUUGGAUAGAGAUAAAUCUCCAUCUCCAUUAAAUUGGGGGAAAAAUGAUUCUUCCAGGCCAUAUUCAAAAGAGAAAUAAUUACAGUAACUUUUUAAAAAAUAUGUUGUUGUGGACCUUUUCUGUUUCUUAAAGUGAAUUAACAAUUUAUAUUUCAUUCUUUAAACAAAAGGUUUCUUGUCCUUUCUCAAAUGUUUUUUCCCUUAUUUAAAUCAUGAUGGCCUGUAACAGUUGAAGCAUCUGAAAAAUUGAAAUAAAUAUAUAUAUAUUUUUAACAUAUAUUGUACUUGAAUUAUCUCAUGUUGGCACUUUUUAAGUUUUUACAUUUAUAUGUCACUUGUACUUGGGCUUCAAAUUGAAGCCUUUUUUUGUUUAUAUGUACAAUUAGAGGUUUGCAAUAUGUAAAAUUAGAGGUUUGCAGAAAGAUGAUAACAGCAUUGGCUUUAGUUUUCUUACUCUAAUAGCAAACAAUACAAGCUACUUUUGCUGAAAUGAUCAACUUGUAUUUAUUUUGGUUUAAACUUUUGUAUGGUGUUUUUACAUAGGUAUAAGCCAGUGAUGUUAAUAAAUAUAUACAGGGUUUUUGGCUUAAUACAUCAGAACUUAUCUAACAGUGUAUUUAUUGGGUUAUCAGAAAAGCCAUGGCAUAAUUUUUCCCUAUGUGUUUCUAUGCAAAAAUGCAUCAUGACUUUUCGGACAACCCAAUUGCUUAACUAUGUAUGUAGGGCUUAAUAUCAGUUAGCAUUUUUAAUC